Trypanosoma conorhini is the source of this 615-nucleotide messenger RNA. RefSeq lists its product as uncharacterized. The record is from RefSeq and is a predicted model, not a curated record. The transcript has a single exon. The coding region runs from base 1 to 615 and encodes 204 amino acids. Lineage: Eukaryota; Euglenozoa; Kinetoplastea; Trypanosomatida; Trypanosomatidae.
AUGCGGGGCGGCGGCGGCUUCCUUCUUGCCUCGGCGCUGCUGGUGCUGCUGUGCCUGCCGUGUGCCGUGCCCGCCGUCGCCGCACAGGCCGUUUCCAAGUCGCAGCACAUCCUCGUGUUUGGGGGCUCCGCGUGGGGCUCCGUGCUGGAGGAAAAGGGGGCGGAGGUCCAGCGGGCCAUCGUCGAAGACGUUGGGCCCCAGCUGCUGCGCAAGUACGCCUUCGUGACCAUCAUCAACGUGAGCUCCCUGCAAGCCGACAAACGCCUCGAGGCUCGCCUCACCGUGCUGCAGGCCGCGCGGGGCAAUAGUUCCGGCUCCCGGCUCCUGCACAUUUGGCCGCCGGAUGAAGUCAAUUCUAUGAUCAAUCAGUGUGCCUUCAAAAAAACGCUGGCGAUCCACACACCGUCGGGGGAGGCAAACCUCAUCAGCGUGCAACUCGAGGAAAAACUCGUAAAGAGCAUGGCCGAAGAAGCUUUUCGCAGGGAACUGACCUUGUUAGGUUGCGUCGCUGUCGCUGCCAUGGGGCUGGUGCUGUUUGUUGUGCUUUGCUGGAUGUGCUUCCUUUGCUGUUGCAGCAAAAGCGCCGAAAGGAGCGUGCGGCCCUAUCCGGAGUAG